This is a messenger RNA of Cynara cardunculus var. scolymus (artichoke), 1662 nucleotides long. RefSeq names its product pumilio homolog 12-like. Gene Ontology annotation, biological process: post-transcriptional regulation of gene expression. Bases 1 to 1662 code for a protein of 553 amino acids. Gene Ontology annotation, cellular component: cytoplasm. The record is from RefSeq and is a predicted model, not a curated record. Lineage: Eukaryota; Viridiplantae; Streptophyta; Magnoliopsida; Asterales; Asteraceae. Gene Ontology annotation, molecular function: mRNA binding. The transcript has 6 exons.
AUGGAGCCUCAGAGGAACACCCGGAUGGUACAAAACCCAACGCAUCAUUACGUAACCGGAACCGAAGCUGCUUUUCAGUCAUCGCCGCCGUGGGUGAUGACGGAUGACGGUGUUUUGGCGGGUUAUGAUCGGGAUCAGAUGGCUUCCAAUCUCCCUCAUCCCUCAAUCGAUGUUGAUGAAACUAUGUCCAAUGUGUUUUCUUCUCUCAAUAUCUCGCCCAUCAACCGCCUCCGUUGCCGGAGACACCUCCCGGAGACUCUUGACGGUGGUGGGACUUCGAUCGGCAUCGGCGAGGCUUCCGUCGUUCGCCCCUUUCGUAACAACGCUGGUGGUGAUAUUGGUAACAGUCACCGAAGGAUUUACUCCAGUGUGGGCCAUGUUAUGGUGGACCCUCUUCAGGAGGUUCCUUCUUCUGGGUUUGACCAACCGUUUGACUUUGACCAAUCGUCUGACUUGCUCCCGAAGGAACAGUUGUACUCUACACCACAGCUCAGUCCCCAUCUCUUCUGUUCAUCAAACCCAUCUUCUGCAAUUCUUGAUGACUCUUUCCCCCCCAAUUCCGCAAACAACUCCAAUUUUGCGAGAUCACGAGCUCAUCAGCUUUUGAGCCUUUUGCCAUUGAAAGAAUUGAGGGGAAAGAUCCAUUCUAUUGCUAAGGAUCAAAAUGGGUGUAGAUUAUUACAGGCUAAAUUUGAAAACCCAACAAAGGAAGAGAUUGAAAUGGUUCUGUAUGAGGUGUUGGACUCCAUUAAAGAUUUGAUGAAGGAUCAGUUUGGGAACUAUUUGAUUCAGAAGCUCAUUGUUGUAUGCAAUAAUGAUGAUCAGAAAUUAAGGAUCCUUGUUUCCCUGUCUGAACUCCCAGUUGAAAUGAUUCUUGUUUGUAUGAACCCACAUGGGACUAGAGCUGUGCAGAAGUUGUUGGAGAACCUAACUGACCCAUACCAGAGGGCGUUAGCAAUGGCGGUUCUAGGCCCGGGUGCGGCUAGAUUGGCCAACGAUCCGAACGGUCAUCAUGUUAUUCAGUAUUGCUUGAUUCAUUUCCCUUGUGAUGUGAAUGAGCCGAUUUUGAAUGAAAUUGCAGACAAAUGCUUCCAAGUUGCAACAGAUAGAAGUGGUUGUUGUGUGCUACAGGCAUGUGUGGAGAACUCUCGUGGAGAGUUGAGAACUCGACUGAUUUCUCAGAUUUUGGUCGAUGCGAUACAUCUAGCCAAAGAUCCUUACGGCUCAAGACUAACGCGCGCCAUUAUUUGUUAUAUAACCUUUAGAAACUAUGUGUUGCAACACGUGGUGGGGUUAAACGUACCUGAAUUCACUGCGCAACUUGUGAGGGAGCUUCGAGGGAAUUUUGCAUCUCUGUCGUGCAACAAGUAUGGUAGUAAUGUGGUCGAGAAGUGCUUGAACGAAUCACGAGAAGAGAUCUCGAGUCUAAUUGUUAUGGAGUUGAUCACAAGCCCAAACCCAUCGUUGCUUCUAACAGAUCCUUAUGCUAACUUCGUUAUCCAGUGUGCAUUGACGGUCUCUACGGAGGUUGGGUCUGGGAAGGGGUUCGUAUACGAAUGUCUACGAGAGGUCAUAUCGGACAACAUCGGGUCCAUGCGAAGCAAUCUUUAUGGUAAGAAGAUAUUGGCAUGGUUCGAAAAGCGGAGGAUCCUUGGCAUCUAG